CUGUCGAGUAGACGGCACCAGGGCGGAUCGAUACGGCCGCAUUGUUCCCGCGGCGGCUGUGCAGCCCCCCCUCCCGCCACCGACCCGCCACUCCACGGUGUCCCUCCCCCCGCCGCCCGCGCGCCCCUCAGCCCCCCUCCCUCGCCCUGCACCCAAAACUCGCCCUAUUUGAUCCCCAACUCGGCGAAACAGUUUUUGUUGCAACGUUGCAAGGUCUAA
Messenger RNA from Danaus chrysippus (African queen), 219 nucleotides. The record is from the annotation of a GenBank genome assembly. NCBI's taxonomy places the organism in Eukaryota, Metazoa, Arthropoda, Insecta, Lepidoptera, Nymphalidae.